AUGUCUGAAGAAUUUGCAGCACCACAGCUCAUCGAUGAAUUAGAACCAUCUCAAAUGGAUGACAAUACUAGAGUCAUAAAGGAUUUAUUGGCCGGUACUGCAGGUGGUGUAGCACAAGUGCUUGUUGGUCAACCUUUUGAUACAACAAAGGUUAGAUUACAAACAUCAACCACUUCAACAUCAGUAGCAGAUGUUGUGAAAAAUUUAUUGAAACAUGAAGGUCCAUUAGGAUUUUAUAAAGGUACAUUAACACCAUUAAUUGGUGUUGGGGCCUGUGUGUCUGUUCAAUUCGGUGUGAAUGAAGCAAUGAAAAGAUUUUUCCGUCAACGUAAUGGCGAUAAAAAAUCAACCUUAUCUUUAUUGCAAUAUUAUUUAUGUGGUGUCACUGGUGGUGUUACUAACGCCUUUUUAGCUUCACCAAUUGAACAUGUCAGAAUUCGUUUACAAACUCAAACUUCUUCAGGAGCCAAUGCAGAAUUUAAAGGCCCUUUAGAUUGUAUUAAAAAAUUGGUUAAACAUAAAAGUUUAAUGCGUGGUCUAACUCCAACAAUGUUAAGAGAAUCUCAUGGUUGUGGUUCUUAUUUCCUUGUUUAUGAAGCUAUGAUUGCUAGAGAUAUUAAAUUUAAUAACUUACAAAGAACAGAAAUACCUGCUUGGAAGUUAUGUUCAUAUGGUGCAUUAUCCGGUACAUGUUUAUGGUUAAUGGUUUAUCCAAUUGAUGUCAUCAAAUCUGUUAUUCAGACUGAUACUUUGAAAAAUCCAAAAUAUAAGAAUUCUAUGUUAGUUGCGACCAAGCAAUUAUAUGCCAAGGGCGGAUUAUCAUCCUUCUUUAAAGGGUUUACUCCAACAAUGUUAAGAGCAGCUCCAGCAAAUGCAGCCACUUUUGCAACUUUUGAAUUAGCUAUGAGAACAUUCGGUUAA
Molecule: messenger RNA, 921 nt
Organism: Henningerozyma blattae CBS 6284
Lineage: Eukaryota; Fungi; Ascomycota; Saccharomycetes; Saccharomycetales; Saccharomycetaceae
Exons: 1
Coding region: 1-921 (306 amino acids)
Biological process (GO): mitochondrial L-ornithine transmembrane transport
Molecular function (GO): L-ornithine transmembrane transporter activity
Source: RefSeq, a predicted model, not a curated record